This is a messenger RNA of Phoenix dactylifera (date palm), 5361 nucleotides long. The record is from RefSeq and is a predicted model, not a curated record. NCBI's taxonomy places the organism in Eukaryota, Viridiplantae, Streptophyta, Magnoliopsida, Arecales, Arecaceae.
AAGAAAAGCUGCUGACUAAAGUCAUGACUUCUGUGUACCACUAGUGCCACAAAAGCUUUUGGUGGUCUUAUUGGCGCAUACCAUGGUGGGGUCUUCGACUGGGGUGAAGUCGUAGCCGUGGCUGCAGUCUCCGUUUCCUCCUUUUUCUUGGAUAAUAGAUAACUCAAGAAAGGAAAGGCCAUUGAAAAAGGAGUGGCGCGGAGCAGUGGCGCAGCGUAAGGGAUUAUUUAAUGCCUUGAUUGUACGUUAAGGGAGGGGGGAAUGGAAGGGGAAGAGCCGAAGAGACUCGAGAGAGAGAGAGAGAUCUAAAUACGUACUUGUCAUCGGGUUUGAUGACGAAGUGCUCUAGAAGCUUCUCGUGGCUGGACGUCCGGCAGCGGAGGGAGCCGAGGGCGAAGUCGACGCGCGACGCCGCGGCCGCCGCCUCGCCUGUGAGAAGUUGAGAACUGGAGAACGCCGAGAAGACGGACCAAAUGGGGAACUGGGAAGUGGGAAGAUGGGGUUUGGGUUUGGGAAAGGCUUUAGCGCUGCUGCCUGCGAACACACUGCGAAGGAACAGCUCGUAGGCUUCCGACUUCGGCAGCUCGACUUCGACGAUCCCAUUUCUCAGUCUGGCAGUCUCCCUCCCGGACGGCGGAGGCCUUCCUUUUGGCCGAUGCCUUAGGCGACCGCCUUGGGCCGGCCCUGCCUCGACCUCAAAUGCCAGGUCCAGGGCACUUCUCUUUCAUCAUUGAUCUCUCUCCUCGCUAUCCCUCUCUUUGUCACGGGCAUAGAUCUCACCUUUGUUUCUAUCUUUUGACUUUUUGUUUUUUUUAGUUUCUUUUGAUUUUUUUUACUUUUUAAUUAGUGGGUGGGAAUCCAUUUUUUUUGUUUUAUUGUGUGUGCGUGUUUUUUCGUUCGGUAAAUUUUUUUCCCUUGGCUUUAGUAACGUUAUCAAUCAGGAAGCUGAAAUGUGUGGACGUAAGGAUGCCAAGCGGACGAGAGUACUGCUUCACUCGCCAUUGACUUGACCCCAGCUCACUCUUUCCGCGAAAAGGAGGCGAGAAGGAAAGCCAAAGCCCUCUUCUUUCUUUGCCGUGUCCGAUCCGAGCAGAGCAAGGAGAAAACCGAGGUUGUGCAAUGGCGAGCGCUUUCCUCUCUUCCAUCCUAUCAAAAACCAGCCAAGUAUUGGGCUGUGUUCACAGAUGGGCAGUCUUGCCGUCUUCAUCAUCGGAUCCACGCAGCAGUGUCCUGAAAGAUCUGGAGAAGCUGGAGAGAACAUUGAAGAGGAUCCAGGCAGUGCUCCAUGACGCGGAGGAGAAGGAGAUACGAGAAGAAUCCAUCAAGCUCUGGCUGAAGGAGCUUAAAGAAGUGGCUUAUGAAGCAGACGACGUGCUGGACGAGUACCAAUACGAGGUACUGCGAGCCCAGGUGGAAGGCCGAGCUUCCCGCAACGCGAAGCGAGUGGAAGGGGACGAUGAGGAAGAGGGGGACGAGUACCAGUACGAGGUACUGCGAGCCCAAGUGGAAGGGCGAGCUUCCCGCAACGCGAAGCGAGUGGAAGGGGACGAUGAGGAAGAGGUUUCAAUUCCGGACGGCAUGGGGGAUAGAAUCAGGGAGAUCAGGGAGAGGUUCGAUGAGAUCUCGCAGGAUCGGGAACACCUCCGUUUAAGAGAGGAAGAUGGAGAGCGACGGGUCCUCGAAGCUCCGUACCCAGCACCAACCAGCCAGAUGGUGGAUGAGUCGACUAUUUAUGGAAGGAAAGGCGACAAACAGGAGGUAAUUGAUUUGCUGUUUUCCGAGGGUGUGGAAAAUGGUGUCUCUGUCAUUCCGAUCGUCGGCAAGGGGGGACUGGGAAAAACCACCAUCGCCCAGCUGGUCUACAACGACUCCAAGGUAAAAGAAUAUUUCGAUCUAACUGGAUGGGUUUGUGUAUCCAAUGAUUUCGAUGUUCCAAGGCUAACAAAGGCCAUCCUUGAGUCUCUUACUCGAAGUCCAUAUGAUCUUGAACAACUAAGCGUACUUCAAGAUACUCUCAACGAAAAUCUGAAGGGAAAGAGAGUGUUGCUCGUGCUCGACGACGUCUGGAAUGAACAGCAAAGCCGUUGGGAGAGCUUAAGAAACCCCUUCGUUGGUGCAGAAACGGUGAGAAUUAUCAUGACCUGUAGGAAUGAUUCGGUCGCCGAGAUCAUGCAGACAGUGCAUCCUUAUCAUCCUCGUUGCUUGUCUCCAGAGCAGUCUUGGGCAUUAUUCAGGCAUUAUGCAUUCAAUGGUCGAGACCCUGAAGAACAACCAAGCUUGGCGGAUAUGGGCAAGCAGAUUGUCGAGAAGUGUUCCGGUUUACCAUUGGCUCUCAAGUCAAUCGGAAGCCUUCUGAGAUACACGGCAGAUGAAGAUAGCUGGAUGGAUGUCGUACAAAGUGAUAUAUGGGAAGCCGACGAGAAGAAUGAGAUUUUGCCAGCUCUUAGAUUAAGCUAUAGCCGCAUGCCAGCACAUCUAAAACCUUGUUUCAUUUAUUGUUCCAUGUUUCCGAAGGAUUAUGAGUUUGACAAAGAUGAAUUAGUCCGAUUGUGGAUGGCGCAAGGUUACAUCCAGACAUUCGGAGGUAGAAGAAGGAUGGAAGACAUUGGCGAUGAAUAUUUCAUUGACUUACAAAGAAGAUCGUUCUUUGAUUCUGAUUGGUUUAAGUUUAAGAUGCAUGAUAUGAUACAUGAUCUAGCGAAAUCUAUUGCAGGAAAUGAGUGCCGGGCAAUUGUGGAUAAGAAGCUAUGCAGUCUCUCCGAUGAGGUUCGCCAUGAUAAGGUUCGCCAUUUAUAUGUGGGAGAUGAAAAGGAAUUUGUGAAAUCACUGCGCUCGUAUAAUUUUAGUGCCUUACGAACCUUGUUAUUGUGGAACUCUACAGUUUUGUUGGCAAAGAGAAAUCACUGCGCUCGUAUAAUCCCAGAAAUAAUCAAGAAUCUGCCGCUACUACGGACUCUACAAGUUUGUUGGAAAUGGGAAGAUGAGAUUCCAGGUUUACUCGGUAACCUGAAGCACCUUCGUCACCUACGAAUCCAAUCUCAUUAUAUUGAGAAAGUCCCUGAAUCUGUAUGCCUCCUCUAUCACCUACAGAUAUUGGUACUUGAUUGCCGCCAGCUUGUAGAGUUACCAGAUGGCCUAGGUAACCUUAUCGGCCUACGAUACUUUAGACUACGCACAUAUCGUAUUAAAAGGCUGCCUGGAACAAUUUGUCAGCUCCGCAACCUGCAGAUGUUGUUUCUUGAUGGGUGCGCGAAUCUUCAAGAGUUACCCAGUGACAUAGAAAGCCUUACUAGCCUCCGCCACCUAUAUUGUCGGAACACUGGAAUUCUCUACCUACCAGCUGGGAUCGGAAAACUAGCAAAACUUCAAAGCCUUCUUGGAUGUUAUAAAGUGCAGGGUGGGAUAGGAGUGCUGAAUGAACGUGGUCAGAACCUCGAAACUCUCAUCAUCUCAGGGCUUAGGAAUGUGGUCAACAUAGAGGAUGCCAGGGAUGUAGGUCUUAAACAUAAGCAUAAACUCAAUGCGUUGAUGCUAGCUUGGAAUGCGGUCGACUGCAAUUAUGAUCCAUAUCAUCCAGGGGUAGAUGAGGGAUCACUACUACAUCUAGAAGUUUUUCCAGAGAAAAAUAAGGAUGUCCUAGCGGAUGAAAAAAGGGAGGAAGCCAUGCUCGAGUAUCUCCAACCUCACGCUAGCCUCAAAAAGUUGCUUAUAAAUGGGUAUGGUGGUUCCAAGUUUCCAAAAUGGGUGGAAAAUUUUUUCUCCUUUGCAUCACUUCGAGAAAUUAUUAUAAUUGAUUGUGAAAAAAUACGGUCUCUUCCUCUAUACAUUCAUGACUCUCUUGGAAAAUUGGAUGCACCCAUAUCAAAAUCCAUGCUUUGGAGGGUGCACAUUUCUGGUUGUCAGGAACUCACAUCCUUUCUCUUAUCAGAGGAAGGACUGCCAUCCAAUCUUCAAGAUCUACAUAUUGAGAAGUGCCAACGGUUGACAUCACUGCCGGGGAUGCAAAACCUUACUUCUCUUGGGGCAUUAACUAUAAGAAAUUGUCCUCAACUCCGGCUCUUAUCAGAGGAAGGACUGCCAUCCAAUCUUCAAUAUCUGCACAUUGAGGAGUGUCAGCAAUUGACAUCACUAUCAGGGAUGCAAAACCUUACUUCUCUUAGAAGAUUAAUUAUACAAAAUUGUCCUAAACUUCAGAUCAUGGCAGAAGAUCAACUCUCAUCUAUGCCUAAUGAAGUGAAGAUUGUUGAUUGCCCUGAAUUGAGUAACUGGUGCCAAAUACAAAGAAUCGAGUGCAUUGAGGUCGCUUCAGGAAACAAGUUGACUAUAUCGAACACAUGGGAGAACAUAAUGAGUGGGUUUGAUGAUUUGACAUCCGUUAAGUAUCUUUAUUUCAGUAAUUGUUGGAGAUUCCAUAUAUCAAAAGGCCACAUGCCCGUACUUGAACAGCUGACCAUAUGGGGUUGCACGGAUAUCCCGCCACUAUGCUACCUGCCCGCGCUCCCAUCUCUUCGAAGCUUGGUCAUAAAGGACUGUCCAAGAAUCGACUGCCUGCCAUCUUCUCUGCUCCCAUCCACGCUAAAGUCCUUGGUGGUUGAUAGUUGUGAGGGCCUAAAGAAUUUGCUGUUGGAGCUACAGAACCAAUAUGCAUUUGAGGAACUGCAACUUGUGAAUUGCCCUAAGCUCGAACGGGUGGAAGGGUUGAAUUGCCUUUUCUUUCCAAAAAUCUUAAGAAUAGAACGAUGCCCUCAACUCAAGCUUCCAUAAGAUGAUUGACAACCAUCUAUUCCUCCACGUGUCGAAAUUGCUGAAGAAGCAGAGAACAAAGAAACCUAGGAGAAACAAGUGUUGGAUUGUGUGACGAUGGAGCAUGCUAAUAGUGCAGAAUCAUCGGUAACACAUGUAAUGGAGUGGUCAGGCCAGAAGAAUCUUCAGUGGGCAGACAAGGAGCUUUAGGCAAUGUGAGAGGUUGUUGCUAUCAAUCUACAAUUACCUCCUCAAGAAUGGAUUUGAAGUGACUACUUUCUUGGUGCAAUGCUGCAAGUUAUGCAAGGAAUGGUUGGCAAAUUCCUUACAGUUGAGUUAUUGUUAUGUUAGUCGUGUUGGAUAUUUGCAUAAACUCUGGAGUUUUUAUUAAGUAAAUCUAAAUCACUAGGAGUCUAUAUAAUCUACGAUCUUCCAAAUGUAACUGCUGCACUUUAUGAUCUUACGAUGCUAGAGCAUGGCAUCCAUGAUGCAUGUGGUCUCGCAUAUGCAGAGACAUGGAGCUUGGUAAUCGCACCCAACUGUGGAGUUUGCAGAACUCUGACUUGUAUUUAGUUGCUGUAAAACCUAAUGUAUCUGUGGAGGUUUCUAAGAUGAGAA